CAGUUUGAUGUAUUCUGCUAUUCCUGCUUCAGGCUUAUAAUGGAGAUGAUUACAAUGGCGCUAGGAUUGUUAGUAGAGCUUAUGAACUUCGAGAUGCAGUGCAAGGGAUGCUAUCACAGAUGGACCCUGCGCUGGUUGCAUACUGUGACAAGAUUGCUGCUCAAGGUGGUCCUGUGCAUACGCUAGAUGAUUUGGGUGGGUCUACUUUCCCAUCUACCCCUGUGGUGCAACUGGGAACUACUACUACCAGAGCAAGUGCUCGACUUCGUAAUGUCCAGCCAGAGGUUAAUCUGGAUCAAAGCUAUGAGGCACUGAAAAGGCCAAAGAAGAAUGCCGAUGCUGCACAUGCAGAAUCAGGUUCAAUUGCAGAAGAUAAGUCACGGUAUCAAGAUUCAGUUGUGGCAAAGUCAUCCCAGGAACAGGAGACAAAUGACACAAAUCCAGAAAGGCCAGAAACGUCUUGCGGUGAUGGUGAUGGUGAUCGGCCCGAAACUUGUGGAGAGCCUUCUGGUCAUGCUGAUGGGAGUGGACCCGAAGAUGUUACCAUGUGUGAUAUUGACAUUUCAGGCCAAACAGAGUCUGUCAGGCGGCUUUUUGUGGAGCGUACUGCAACCUACAACAUUCCGCAGCUUGAAAGGCUUUACACACGUAUAAUGAAGGGCGUUUUUGAAACGAAAGACAAAGUAAAAGAUGAUCUUAGGCCUUCAAUUUUGACGUAUUUGGAGAAAUUUGCCGAGGAUGAGGCUAAUUUCUGAUUCAAUGACCUUUUUGCUUUAACAGAACAAAAAAAUUCCAAAAAAAAAAAAAAAAGGGGGUUAGCCGUCAAUGUAAAGUCGGGAUUUUCUUUUCAAUGCUGAAGUAUUGAGUGAAAGCAAUCUCUCCUCUCUCUCUCUCUCUAUCUCUCUCUCUCUCAAUUUUCUUUUCAAUGCGGAAGUAUUGAACAUCCUUCAACUAAGCUUAAGAAUCUGUUGGAUGAUUUUAAUUACUUACAUGAUGUUCAAAGGAGAUAUUGAACA
Corylus avellana is the source of this 1016-nucleotide messenger RNA. The record is from RefSeq and is a predicted model, not a curated record. Lineage: Eukaryota; Viridiplantae; Streptophyta; Magnoliopsida; Fagales; Betulaceae.